Molecule: messenger RNA, 747 nt
Organism: Closterium sp. Naga37s-1
Lineage: Eukaryota; Viridiplantae; Streptophyta; Zygnematophyceae; Desmidiales; Closteriaceae
Source: the annotation of a GenBank genome assembly
AUGUUUGACAAGUCUGUAUGCUUCUACCGUCUUUACCACCAUCGUAGUUCCUCGGUACCCCUCCCGCCUCUCUCCCUGGUGGACGAGCCCCCCCCGGUAUCCCCCCUCCCUCCUCCCGGUCCCGCCCCCUCAGACUGCUGCCGACACCGUGACCCCUCGCCGCUCCGCACGCUUGGCAGUCCCUCCUGUUUUUCCACCUCGACCGUCUUCACCACCUCUGCAGACUGUGGUGCUGCUGGAGGAGGUGACAAUGGGGGUGCGGACUCUGGGGGUGCUGGCUCUGGGGGUGCUGCGAGUCCUACGGGUGCAGGGGGUGCUGGAGGUUUUGCGGUUGGAGGUGCUGGUGGUGCUGGUGCACGUCGACAGGAGACUCUCUCGCCGGAGCGGCUUCGCGAGUGGGUUGUCCGUUGGGGCAGCCCUCGUUGUGGAGCUAGCCGUGCUAGAGCUGGAGGUGCUAGCGGUGGAGGUGCUGGAGGUACUGGGGCUAUUGGUGCUGGAGGUGCUGGAGCUGCUGGUGCUGGAGGUGCUCAUAUUGGUGUUCCUGGAGUUGACCGUGCUGGAGGCGGUGGUUCUACUGGAGGUACCAGAGGUACUGGUUCUGUGAGUGCUGUUGCGGGUGCUCCUGUCUCGCGUCGACAGGAGCCUCUCUCGCCGGAGCAGCUUCGAGAGUGGGCUGUCCGGUGGGGCAGCCCCAGUGGCGGAGCUGGACGUGCUGGGCUGGAGGUACUGGAGAUACUGGCCCUGUAG